UCGCAGAUGAAGCCUAUAAAAAGCCCGUUAUUUCCACAAAGCCUUUACCUUGCUGUAGAUAAAUAUAAGAAGAUCUGAACUGCCUUUCCUCCUAGCCUGAUAACGCGUUGUUUGUUUUCUUCAUCAAAGAAACGAUGACGAAAAAGCACGGAGUGUUAAACAUUUUUAAAAAGAAUGCCAAAAAGAGCCAUUCUCCAGAGAUUCCCACUUUUAAGCAGAAUCUGAAAGCUCAUCGUUUUGUGGAUGCAUGCAAGCAGCUGAUUCUCAGAGAAGACCGCCUGUUUGUACUGAAACAGGAUGGGAUUGGAUCCAAAAUGGAGCUGGUGGAGGAAGAGGAAGAUUCCGAAGCAAGGCUAGUAAAAGACUAUGAGGACUUGCUGGAGCGUGUGAGGCAGACGCUGGAAAACUCCCUGGAGCUCCAGAGCAAAGAGGAGCAGGAGAUGUUGAAAGAAGCUGUGCAUGCCGUCCUGGAGGAGGAGAAGCAGGACAUUCGCUGGGAGGGCUUUCAGGAAAAGCAACGACCAUCAUGGAGGCCUAGAAGAUGUAAACAGAUCCACGAGGCUCUCCUGGAGAAGCUGGUUGAGAGGCGCAUGGAGGAUGCACCGGUAGACUCAAUGCAGCAGGCGAUCAUCUGCAAAGCAAAACGACUGAAAGAAGACUUGCUGAAAGUUGUGACGUGGGUGAGCGGCUGCUAUCCGGAACAGGAGAAUGUGUGCCAGUUUUAUGCCACACUGUAUCAUAAGGCCUUCGCUGCCAGACUGAGGGAAGUGGCAGAGUACACAUUGUGUGACAAAGACUGUGUGCUAAUAUUGCAGUGGGUGAACCAGGAUUACCCCAGCAUUCUAAAUAUCAGAGAAAUAAAAGAAAUGAUCGAUCAAACAAAGCUUGAUCCGCUGCUUCCCGAAGACUUGCUUGCACCACUGGAACAGCAGUUUUUAUCCAACGAGGAGAGGGAAGUGAGCACAUGCCUCCACAAUAUUCUGCAAAGAGAAGAAACAGCCUGGAAGGAUGGAGAUCUUCCACAGUUGAUGGACCAGGUGUACUGUUGUCCUCAGGCCAUCGAUGUGAUCCAGUGCUUUCAUAGACAUGUAGAGUUGACUGAACAGCUGCUUGGCGAUAAGACAAAAGCACGGAGGAUCACUUGCCAGAUGAGCAAUUUUCUGAAAGAUUAUAGAGCUUUUCAUGCAAAAGUCAUUAAGAGCAAGCAGCCCAACACUGAGGCCGUUUUGAUGGUCAACCUCUCAUACCUUAUACAGUGCAGGGACUACAUAAGGAAUGCACAUCUGUUCCCUGAAGAUGUCAAAACAGAUUGCCUGUCUUUACUGACAAGUAUGACAGAAAGCAGCCUCUGUUACUUCACUUCUAACAUGCACAGGGAGAUGAAGGACUUGUACAAGAAGGUGGGCUCCAACGAGUGGCUCAAGAACAGCGAAGGCGUAUGUGAGGAGCUGCUUGCAAAGCUGGGCAGACAUAUUCAGAAAUUCAACAACUUGGACAAAACAUGUUGCCAGGAGCUGCUGGGUGGAAUACAUAAGGAGUUUCUAGCUGAAUAUAUACGGAAAAUGAUGAAGCAAAAGAUCAAACUUUCCAAUAAAGUACAGCAACAGGCGGCAGCAUCAGCACUCUGCUUCAACAGUGAAUGCAUACAUGCUUUCCUCACUUCAGCUGGUUCAGACAUGGACUGGUUGAAAGACAUUCUUCCAAAGUUAGCAGGACUGCUGAAACUUCAGGAUCCAGACAGCGUGAAGUUAGAGCUGGUGAAUCUGAUGAGAGCUUACCCUGACCUCAGUGAGCGUCAUAUUUCUGCUUGGCUGAAACUCAAAGGAAAUCUUUCUUCGUCAGACCUGAAGAUGAUCCUGAAAAGUGUCGCUUGCAGCCAAGAGGAGAUGAGUGGAAAUCAGGACUUGCUUGAUUUUAGCAGGAGCUUUUUUUCCAUUGUGAGGAUUAAAUGAAUUGCGCUUCAUAAAAAAACAUUGCUUUUGUAAGUUUGCCUGCUAUUGUAUAAUUGCUUGUACCUUUUUUGUAAAUAUUUAUGUUUUUUUAUGUGGAACUAAAAAUGGCAAAUCACCAAUUAUAUAUGUAUAUUUACUUCAAUUUUUGUUUAUUAAAAUAUCCUGCUCUGUGAUACCAUUGUAAUGUGAUCAAGAAAAAUAAACCUCAGGGAAUUUA
Molecule: messenger RNA, 2169 nt
Organism: Danio aesculapii
Lineage: Eukaryota; Metazoa; Chordata; Actinopteri; Cypriniformes; Danionidae
Gene: tnfaip2b
Product: tumor necrosis factor, alpha-induced protein 2b
Exons: 11
Coding region: 135-1952 (605 amino acids)
Biological process (GO): exocyst localization; exocytosis
Cellular component (GO): exocyst
Molecular function (GO): SNARE binding
Source: RefSeq, a predicted model, not a curated record